GGCACAUCGACCAACGGCACACACUGUUCCGUGCCAUUCGCUCGACGGAAAGCAACGAGUUAAGUUCGCCCGUACAAACACGCGAGAAAAGAAAAGCGUAGCCCGUGUUUCUCCCGCUUUGUUCGGCUUCGAAAAGGGGAGAAGAAAGAAAGCAAGCAAAGAAACGCAAGUUUGUUGUUGUUACGCGGUGCAGUAAAAUCGGUGCAGUUGAACUUCUUUUCCAGCCAAAAAAUCCUGUUUCACCUGAAAUCCAUCGUCCCUUGGUGCACACAAAGCACUCUUUGAUUGUGCAGUUUAAAAGACAACGCUUUUAUGCUCAGCCCUUUACAGAGACAGAAAAGGGCCAGGGAAGAUCAGUGUGGUUGCAGGUAAAAACGCACCAAAAAGUGAUACCAAGACGUAAUUUUAUCGAAAAAGGAGAUAACUUUGAAACACCAAGACACACCACUUACGUGAUACGCAAAAAAAAAGAACGCAAGCAUAAAGGAAAAACAUAAACACACAUAAUUGUGUUGUCAGUUUUGUACGUCACUGUGUUUGUGUGUGAGAGUGCCUUCGGUUCAACGCAUUAGCAGAGUCGUCUGGUGUAUCGGAGUGUGCGUUCGUGUGGUGUUGCGACCUGUGGUGAAUUUUCAUUCGAGAGAGAGAAAAAAAAAAGAAGCGAAUUCCCCUGUUCCGCUCGUGCCCACCAACCUCCUGCUGGGAAAAGAGUCGCUUCAAGGACAAAAUCGGAGAACACACCGAAGGAACGUGAACAACGGCGAUCGGGCAAACGCACCGAAAAGCAAAGCAAACAUUGAAAAGCAAUCACACGUUUCGAAGAGCUCGCGUGAUAAGGGGCCAAGAUUCCAAAUUGGAUAGUUGAAAGAGAAGAAGCAGAAAAAAGUGUAAAAAAGUGAAGUUGGUGAACAGAAAACUGAUAAGAAAGUUAAUCUCAUACCAGCAGUAUGGCAGUGCAAGUGGAUAAUUUGUUACUCUCCGACAUUGGCCGUUCAAUAUCGUUGGACACCGCGACACGCCUCAGAAACGCCGCCAUGAGCAAGCUCAUCCGCCAGGUGUCGAUCGAAACGCCGGCACCGAAGCUGAAGGACUGUGUGCUGAAUCUGGUCGUGCCGGUGCCGGACACGCCGGCCCAGGGCGCCCGCAUCCUGGUCGUCUAUGCCGGGGCCUGCUACCGCAAGAACCAGUCCACCUCGAUCUCGUCCAUCAGCAGCCAGCUGUCGGACACGGGCGACAUCACCACGUCGCUGCAUCUGCUCGCGAAACAGAUGCAGAGCGGCAGCUUCACCAGCAUCAGCGAGGAAGGGCCGGACAGUACGCCGCCCCAGCACCAUCAAACGUCGGUCGCCAUCCAGCACAACCCGCAGGCGCAUCAGGGCGUCCGGGAUGGGGCACUGUUUCCCGGGUUUGAGGUGGCGGGCGUGAUUGAAUCACUCGGCAGCGAGCUGAAACCGGACUGCGGGUUUAAGGUGGGCCAGCGGGUGAUUCUGUACCCGUACGAGGGCGUCCCGCACGGCUACUCGGAGCUGAUGGUGGUGCCCGACCUCAAGUAUCUGAUCCCGAUCCCGGACGAGCUGCCGCUGGCGGUGGCGGCCACCCUGCCGACCGGUGCGCUGCUCGCCCAGAGCGCCAUCAUUGCGGCGCACAAGAUCGUGGACGAGCUGCUGAAGAGCCGGCCGGGCGAGAAGGUGAAAAUACUGAUCGUCGGUACGGGCGGGCUGGCCCUGUGGGCGGUGCGCAUUGCGGCGCAACACUUCUACACACCGGCGACCAAGGACAAGAUACAGAUUACGGUCGCAAGCCUGCGGGACGAGGGUUUCCUUGUGGCGAAGAAGUGCGAACGGGUAAACAUCGUCCAGUGGAACGAGGAUCUGUACGAGAAGCAGCUGAUCGAGCGCACGCAUGACGCUUGCGACGGGCUGGUCGACAUCGUGAUCGACUUCGGCACGACGUCGCGCAGCUUGCACCGGUCGAUGCAGUGCCUGACCAAGGGCGGCCACAUCUUCAUCAGCGACGAGGUGGCGGAAAAGCUGCUGCCCAAGUUUAGCAAGCGGGCGGAGGAGCGCGGCCAAACGAUCGAGGCCGCCCCGACCGGUACGAUCGAGCAGCUGCAUCAGCUGGUGAAGCUAGUUUCUUCCAAUGAGAUUGAACCACCGCCACACUCAGUAUUUCCCUCGGAUCAGGCCGCCGAUGUGGUGCGCAAGCUGGCGAGCUCGGAGAUUCCCGGACGUGCCAUCCUGAAAUUCCAUGAUAUCGAGUAAGAGCCCCACCCAAUCACCUUCAUCACGCCCCAACAUCGCAUACAUAGAUAUAUAUAGAGAGUCAAGUAUGCUGUAUGAAAGAGGGAGAGAGUGCGAGAGAGACAGCAGAAGAGAAAAAGAGUAGAUUCAACCUUUCCUAAACGCCUCCCCAGUAGGAUUGUUUUGUAUCCUAACUUUCCUCAUCAUUUGAUUUUCUCAUAUCUUCCUUCGUGGAUUUAUCUUUUAGUUUGUAAGCAAACCAAUGCAAACGAUGCCUCAAUCAUUUGCUGGACAGAGAAAAAAAGAGAGAGCGAGGAAGAAAACAUAGUCAAAAAAAGCAAGCAAAUGAAACAAGCUGCUCUGAUGAUUGCGUGCGCUAGUUUGUAGUGAAAGUGUAAGAAAAUGCAGCAAAAAAAAAAAAAUGGAAGAAAUAUGUUACUAAGCAGGACGAAGAGAACACUUAACUUAGCAGCAAACAUUGGAAUAUCAAGCUGGGAAAAUCGUCCCCCAAACCUCAACAACAAAAAAACAAGUAUUCAUUUUUACUAAAUGAACUACUCUUACUCUAGUAACUCGGUGUCAUGUAAAAUUAAAACAAAACAAACCCACUAUCAAUCAGUAACACACAAAAUUCGUGAAACGGAGAAAAAGCGAUCUUUGCGGCCGCCGAAGCAAAUUGGUUGAAUUGGAUUAAUUUUAUCGUUUGUUUGUUUGUGUUUUUUUGUUAAUAUUAAGUGGACGAAACUGUAACGCUUCAAAGGGGAAAUCCUCUAUAGUCUCAUUAGCACCACCAGCAAUAAUUUGGCACACGGUUGCCUUUUUAUCAACUCCCAAAAAAGAGAGAGAGAGAAAAAAUGUAACAUUUAGCGACUACUACGCGUUACUAAUUUCAAUGUGAUUUAUAAAUACGGUACCGAGAAGAUUCAAAUUAUUUUACCUUUUUUCCCCCUUUGCAAUCAUGAAGGAGAGAAGAGGAGAUCAUAAUGGAAAGAGAAUGGAAAGGAAAACUUUAUUGUGUUGUUACCUCUUCCACCUCAAAAAAAAAAAAAAAACGCAGAAAACAAAACGUUAAUCAUACCUAAAAACACAUGCAAACGUUAUGAUGAAAUAACAUAAUUGAAGAUGCAAUGAUGAAGGUAACGAUGAGCUAUCGUUAGUCGAAUCGAGUGUAAGUAGUGAGUACAACAAAAAAACACAUACACACUGAAACGCUUGUGAAGAAAAGGAAAAGGCAAAAGAAACUAAAGAAAAGCACGCUAGUAGUGUGAGGAAGCGGACAGCCAGGACACAGGACAGGGAAGGACGUUGGUGUAUUGACAGCCCAGCGUGCUGAGGUUUCGUGUAUCCCUUUCGCUUUCCCGAUCCUGGACAGUGUUGGUUUAGUGUUUAGUUGAUAACUUAAUAGUUUGUAAAAGUGUGCGUUCAAAAUGGGGUUUGUGCGCAACGAUCUCCCUGAAACGAUCGCCCCCUCACCCCACACACCUCUCCCACGGGAGGAAGAAUGCUUGAACGGAAACAGCAGACGGCAGCAGAGCACUGGUAUGAUGUCUGUGUGUGUGUUUGGGAGAAGUAAAAAUGCGGCAAAGUAAUGUGUAUUAUUGGUAAUGAGUUAAAACAGGUCAACACUGAAAAUAAAGAACUGUAUAGAAGUUACAAAA
Messenger RNA from Anopheles coluzzii, 3898 nucleotides. RefSeq lists its product as uncharacterized. The transcript is spliced from 4 exons. Gene Ontology annotation, biological process: alcohol metabolic process. Lineage: Eukaryota; Metazoa; Arthropoda; Insecta; Diptera; Culicidae. Bases 948 to 2261 code for a protein of 437 amino acids. Gene Ontology annotation, molecular function: alcohol dehydrogenase (NADP+) activity. The record is from RefSeq and is a predicted model, not a curated record.